Neodiprion fabricii is the source of this 766-nucleotide messenger RNA. Its product is annotated as pro-resilin-like. The transcript is spliced from 3 exons. The coding region runs from base 106 to 582 and encodes 158 amino acids. The record is from RefSeq and is a predicted model, not a curated record. NCBI's taxonomy places the organism in Eukaryota, Metazoa, Arthropoda, Insecta, Hymenoptera, Diprionidae. Gene Ontology annotation, cellular component: extracellular matrix.
AGAUGCCAGAGCACUUCACACCGUCUCAUCCCCAGACGCAGAGCAGCCCGAAAAACCGCUAGUCCACAGAAUCUGAAGAGAGGAAUCGCCGCACCGAUCGUCGAGAUGAAGUUAUUCGCCGCAACGAGUUUGCUAAUUACUCUCCUGGCCGCGGUCGCCGCCCGACCCGAACCCCCGGUGAACCAGUAUCUGCCACCGAAUCAACAGUUCAUUCCCUCCCAAAUACCCUCGGACUUUGUAGGAUCCAACCCGGCCCAUGGACCCGGAGGCAUUCAGUACUUACCGCCGAAUUCCAACACCUUUGGUGCCCACCAGGGAUACGACGAUGGUUCCAACGGCGAACCAGCGAAGUACGAGUUCGAAUAUACCGUAAACGACUUUGAAUCUGGGAACGAUUUUGGACACAGAGAGAACACCGAGGGUGGCGUUGCUCGUGGCAUUUACUACGUCCUGUUGCCGGACGGUCGCAGACAGACGGUGGAAUACGAAGCCGACGAGAAUGGUUUCCGGCCGAAGGUUACAUACACGGACGAAGGAUCCAGGGGCGGAAAUACCGGAGGAAACGGGGGCUACGGAUACUAGCUUCCUGAAGACGUCGUUCUUAAUUGUCACUCUGGACCUUUAGAAGUUUACAAAGUUAUUCAGGCGCUGGGUGAAGAUAAAAGGGAAAUUAGAAAGAAUUCGCGGUUUUUAUCCGGAGUGUUAUCGAAACUUAUAACAUCUGUCACAAGUUGCCGGUUACUCAAUAGUAUCAUAUUCAGGAAAG